AUGGUGGCCCCGGUGGUUAGUUUCUUGGACGCCAUCCGCAGCCGCUACGGCUCAACCGACGAGGGUGACGCCCAAGACGCUGACGCCCUGCUCGUCGGGGACCCAAGCCGCCACCGCAACAAGAAGUGGGAGCUUGUUGGCAUGGAGAAAACGCGGCUGAAGCAGGCAGACCACACGCGCCUUGUCCACGUCGUGCUUCGUGGCAUGAGCAUCACAACCGGCGAGCGGAGCGAGGGUGAGCUGGCAGCGGCGGCGCUGAACCGCCUGCAGGAAGUUGACAUUGCCGCGAAUCCGCUGCUGCCGAUGCGGGAGGUGGGCACCAUUGUUCGCCACCUCCCCGCCCUGACCGUUCUGCAGCUGUCGGACAACCCCGACCUCCUCCCUGGGGGGGCCGCGGCCACGGCACGGACGGCAACGCCGCUGCUGGUGUCAGCGCAGCUGCGAAAGUUGGUGCUUCACAAUGUUGGUUUUCGCUCCAUAUGGCAGCUCCGGGCACUUGUGGAUCUCCCCGCGCUUGAGGAGCUGCACCUUGAGAAUAACAACAUUCAGCGUCUCAGACUCGUGUCGGAGGCGGAGGAAACAUCGCCGGGAUACCCUCAAGCGAAUGCGGUGGGCGCCGACGACGGAAGUCGCUGCUGGUUCCCGAACGUCACGACGCUCAACCUUGCGGAGAAUGAGUUGUCCUCGUGGGGUCGUGAGAGUGGACUCAAUGAGACCUUGACGACGGCGUUCCCGCGGGUGACGCAGCUAUUUUUAACGGCAAACCGCAUGCCCAAUUUGGACGACGAGAAGUUCACAGCAACAGGGGGCUCCGCCGCUACCACUGCUGUCGACGACGACGACGACGACUACGCGUACCUGCGUCCCCUGGAAUUGCUCAGUGUGAAGGACAACACGACCAUCAAUGACCCACGUACGCUUGAGGCACUGCGAAAGUUGUGUCCCCAUCUGCACACGUUCCGCAUCACAUACAGUGCUAUGUUUCCGCAGUGGAAUGAAACGCUUGGGCGCAUGUACGUGGUUGCGUCCUUGCCAGGCAUCACGACACUUAACCGGGGGAUAGUGCGGCCCAAGGAGCGGCUCGACUCCGAGAUCUUUUACGUCCAACGGGGUUUGGCCGCCAAGCAGCAGGAGGAGGAGCGGAAAGUUGAAGACCAAAAACAGGCGCAGUGGAGGGAACCAGAGAAGGCGGGGUUGGCGCCGCGCUUUCCCCUCCUGGAAACCCUGCGAGAAAAACACAAGCAAGUUAUUAUGUCCAUUUACCGCGAGGGAGAGACGGCAAGCCACGACGGCAUCAGCCAAAUGAUGCUUCGCCUCACGCUUCGCUGUGAUGGAUUUGAGCCGGUAACGAAGUCCAUACCAAGUUCAAUGACUGUAGGGAAACUCAAGGCACUCGUGCGUGCCGUUUUUGGCGUUGUCCCGUCGUAUCAACGGCUGUCCUUCUUUUCAGGCGAUGCAGCCGUGGUGGAGCGCCCCAUGGAGCUUGAUAACGAAUUACAGAGCCUUGCAUUCUACGGCGUAUCUGACGGCGCGCUGGUGCAGGUGGUUGACACAUCUUUGCGGUAA
Molecule: messenger RNA, 1566 nt
Organism: Trypanosoma conorhini
Lineage: Eukaryota; Euglenozoa; Kinetoplastea; Trypanosomatida; Trypanosomatidae
Product: tubulin-specific chaperone E
Exons: 1
Coding region: 1-1566 (521 amino acids)
Molecular function (GO): protein binding
Source: RefSeq, a predicted model, not a curated record